Penaeus indicus is the source of this 491-nucleotide messenger RNA. RefSeq names its product pro-resilin-like. Gene Ontology annotation, cellular component: extracellular matrix. Bases 16 to 420 code for a protein of 134 amino acids. The transcript has 3 exons. Lineage: Eukaryota; Metazoa; Arthropoda; Malacostraca; Decapoda; Penaeidae. The record is from RefSeq and is a predicted model, not a curated record.
AACACUUACCUAAACAUGAACACCAAGGUCUUCAUCCUUUUGGGUCUGGCAGCCAUUGCUGCUGCAGACAGUUUUGAAUCCUAUGAAUAUAGGCCACCACAGAGACGUUCCUCCGAGGAAUCCUACGAAUCCGGAGAAGCCAAGUACGACUUUCAAUGGGCUGUCGAUCACGAAGACUCCGGCAACAACUAUGGACACCAGGAAGCCCGUGACGGUGAAGACACUCAGGGAUCCUACUACGUGCACCUCCCCGACGGCCGCCUCCAGACCGUGAGAUACGUCGUGGACGGUGAUGAUGGCUACGUGGCCGUUGUCAACUACGAGGGCGAAGCUCGUUUAACUGACUCCUACGAGUCUGCUUCCUUCGAGUCCCGUGAAUACAGGCCACGAUACGUCUAUGACUCCAACGAGUCCAAGUAAAGAUUCCUUCAGUAGUGACUUUGUGGUAAAGCAUGUAAAACUAUUUAUAUAUUUAUAAAUAAACUUGCAAA